AUGUACUUCACCAGCUGCUCCACGGGCUGCCAGCAGGCCAGCUGCACCCCCAGCCCCUGCCAGACGUCCUGCGGCGUGCCCAGCCCCUGCCAGACGUCCUGCGGCGUGCCCAGCUCCUGCCAGACAUCCUGCUGCGUGCCCAGCCCGUGCCAGACAUCCUGCAGCGUGCCCAGCCCCUGCCAGACCUCCUGCCAGACGUCCUGCUGUGUGCCCGUGAGCUACAAGCCUGCUGUGUGCCUGCCCGUGAGCUGCAAGCCUGCUGUGUGCCUGCCCGUGAGUGGCAAGCCUGCUGUGUGCCUGCCCGUGAGCUGCAAGCCCAUUGUGUAUGUGGCUCCCUCCUGCCAGUCCUCUGGGGGCUGCCAGCCCUCCUGCCCCACCCUGGUCUGCAGGCCUGCCCCCUGCAGCAUCCCUGACUGCUGCUGA
Molecule: messenger RNA, 423 nt
Organism: Zalophus californianus (California sea lion)
Lineage: Eukaryota; Metazoa; Chordata; Mammalia; Carnivora; Otariidae
Product: keratin-associated protein 12-1-like
Exons: 2
Coding region: 1-423 (140 amino acids)
Cellular component (GO): keratin filament
Source: RefSeq, a predicted model, not a curated record